AUGGAGACCUCUACGAGCACUUCUGCUGCUCCAGCAAUUCCUCCCGUUCCCUCCACACCUCCAAUUCCGCGACAGACACACCAGCAAGCUCGCCGAAAGAACAUUGCCUCGUCUACCUCCACGCCGUCCCUAUCACGAAGCCUUCCCUCCUCCCACGGCGCAGCCAUCUCGCCCGCCUCUCCCGAAGUCAUCUCGUCCCUCAUUACGAGCCUGUCCAUUAUCUCGAAACCAGCCAACUCCCACUUCGACAGCCCCUUUGGCACGUCACCCGACAAUCUCGGCUCCGUCCCUCAAUCACCAACCGGCGGCUCGUUUGGCGUCGACUACGGUGCUUUUGUCAACGCCGCCGAAGCUGACGCUGUCGACGAAAGCACACCCUUAGACGAGCUUGCCGCAAGUCCUCCUGUCAUUCGAACCUCCAAGCCCCCGAGCGGGUUCUCGCCACUUACCGCGCCUAAAUCUCCUGCCAAGGACCCGUCAAACGCGGGCGGCCUGAAGUCGCUGCUGUCUGGCCGUAGCAGCUCCCGCCCAUCGUCCAAGGGCUCCUUGGCGUCACGGGAUGCGGAUGCCCAGAGCAUAGGCAACGUCUCCAUUGAGCGCGGUGCCGUGUCGCCCGUUCCUGAGCUACGGCGCCGGUCGUCACACGAUAGCUGGGGCAAGAAGUCGGGGCGCGCCCAAAAAGGCCUCAUGUAUAUGAGCAGUAAAGAGCGCCUCCGCGAAAAGGAGGCUGAGAAGAAGCGCACCAGCAUUGGCGGUGCCAGUGAUCGGAUGAGCAUCAACAGCGGCGCCGCGUCGCGGGCUGAUCCAUUUUUGGCCGAAACCCCGAUCAGCGAAGAAACACACCCCGACUCGCCUAACAACAGAGAUGCUUCCCGCCCGUCCCUCGACAAUGGCGCACCAAGCCCACGGCCCAUCCCGGCUCGCGAUUCCAGUCUACACAAAACCGGACCCAAUGCCAGCAAGCGGUCAUCGCGGCGUUCCUCCAAGCAAAAGCAGGACCCAUCAGCGAACAGCACCAUUCACGAACUUGAUGAGCACCACUUUAGCAAAUUUUCGGAUGUUGGACAACGCCCUGAGCUCGUGAGGAGAAAAACACAAGAGCAGCAAAGGCAACAGCAGCAGCAGCAACCGUCUCAGUCUCAGACGCAGUACCCCUACUACUCCUCGCAAUCUGAUUCAAAGGGCGCAUCGUCACAUUACGCAAAAGAGCCAACGCGGGGAAGAGGCGAGAGUGGCGAGGACACAGCUCUGGCGAAGCAGCCGAGCGGUAGCCAACGGCCGGGCGAGUCCAGUUCGUUUCCUUUCGCCUCUAAUAAUCUCGGCUCCGAAACGGCCUCUCCUGACGAAGACAUGGAGGAUGGCGCGCCCUUCCCGGCGGUGGCCCAGGGCAGGCGGCGCGAUCGCAGCCUGGAUGGCCGCCGCCGCUCCGGUCGGAAUAGCACUGACCAGACCGAUCUGAAGCGGACUGGUUCGAAGCUGAAGAGACUGUCUGGCCCGCUCGGUAGAGAUGACAAGUCAAUGCUCUCUGUGAUCGAGGGUAGCCGGAGUGGAAGAACGUCUGCCGAGGAUACUCACGUCGUCUACGAGCGGCCAGAAAGCGCAGACAGUGUUGAUGAUGCCGUCGAGGCAUAUCUCUGCUCGCCAAGAUUAUCCCAGAAGAUUCGUCACCCGCAGACGGGCCGUAUCAUUUCCUUCUCAGAGGUUGGUGACAGUGAGGGCUCCGCCGUCUUCUGCUGCGUCGGCAUGGGCCUGACACGGUACAUCAUGGCCUUCUAUGACGAGCUUGCUUUGACACUCAAGCUACGCCUCAUCACGCCAGAUCGACCAGGUGUUGGUGACAGUGAGCCUUAUGCGGACGGCACUGCCACCCCAUUGAGCUGGCCUGAUGAUGUGUACGCCAUCUGCCAGGCUCUAAAAAUCACCAAGUUCUCGAUUCUGGCCCACUCGGCGGGUGCCAUAUAUGCUCUGGCGACAGCUCUCCGGAUGCCUCAGCAUAUCCGUGGUCGGAUUCACCUCCUCGCGCCGUGGAUUCCUCCCUCUCAAAUGUCCGUGUUCGGCUCUUCAGCACAAACACCCCUGCCUCCAACGAAUGCCAUCCCGACGUCUCAGCGUAUUUUGCGCGCCCUGCCUACUCCCUUCCUCAAAGCGGCCAACUCCAGCUUCAUGUCUGCCACGAGCAGCUCCAUCACCUCGAGCCUCCCCAAGACGCCGAAGCGGAAGCGCAAGUCGAGCGCCAACCUUGCCAAGGAGCGCGAAAAGGACGCGCAUAAGAACAACCCGCUUCCCGCUGACAACAAGGAGAAUAUACUGGCCGCACGGCGGGGUGCGGGUGACGCGUCCGGCUCGUCCCCACCAAAAGAGUUCACCUCAAUCGAAGAAAUGGACCGGCUGCGGCUGCAUGGCGCCUCUCCAGGCGCCGCUGCAGGCUCGGCAGGUCUGGUGCACAGAAAGUCGGCAUCCGGCGCGUCCGGUGCGGCUGCGAUGAUGUCGGCACGCGAGGCGCGCGAGGCAGCAGUGUUGGCUGCUGCCGCCGAUGCGAUUGCUGACCGCGAGCGGCAGGCUACGUACGACUCGCGUCUGACCCACGCCAUCUGGGACCUCGCCACGACAGGUGCCAACCCAGCCGUGGACCUGCUUGUCUGUCUCGAGCGGCGCCACACGAUCGGCUUCCGCUACGUGGACAUUACGCGCCCCGUCAUUAUCCACCACGGUUCGCGCGACACGCGUGUCCCCGUUGAGAACGUGCGCUGGCUCGGCAAGACCAUGCGCCGUUGCGAGGUGCGUGUGCUGGAGGGCGAGGGCCACGGCCUGAUGGCAAGCGCCGCUGUGAUGGGUGGUGUGCUUAUGGAAAUCGCCAAGGAGUGGGAGGACUGGGGCCGGCUGACGGGCUCGACGCGCACUCGCGAUGGUGUGCGUGAAGAGCGCGGCCGCCGCAACACCAUUGGUCUGGCCCGGUAA
Messenger RNA from Sporothrix schenckii 1099-18, 2958 nucleotides. RefSeq lists its product as uncharacterized. Bases 1 to 2958 code for a protein of 985 amino acids. The transcript has 2 exons. The record is from RefSeq and is a predicted model, not a curated record. NCBI's taxonomy places the organism in Eukaryota, Fungi, Ascomycota, Sordariomycetes, Ophiostomatales, Ophiostomataceae.